Molecule: messenger RNA, 4270 nt
Organism: Cucurbita maxima (winter squash)
Lineage: Eukaryota; Viridiplantae; Streptophyta; Magnoliopsida; Cucurbitales; Cucurbitaceae
Exons: 4
Coding region: 500-3160 (886 amino acids)
Source: RefSeq, a predicted model, not a curated record
UAUAACUACCUCACCAUCCAGACCAGUCCCAGCCAGUCAAAAACUCGAACGCCCAAACCAUAGCCAAACUCAAAGCCCUCUAUGGUUCUUGGUUGUUGCGCCUUCAGAGUAUUUUUUUUUCCCGGGCAAUAUUCUCUCCGUUCUUCAUCCGAUUUUUGGCUGAAAAGUAAACCCAAAAGCAUUGAGAUCCUCGGGAGAUUUCCGCACUCCGAGCUACUGUUCUUGAUUUCGAGACGUGGAAAGUGAUAGGAACGAGCACCGACACCAUAUUCUAUGACUAUCAGUUGAUUUUGGUACCUCCAAUGGCGGUUUCAGUGGUUCAGAUUUGGUUGAUGUGUCGUGCUGCAUGCGUUAACUGGAAACUAGCUUGUUUGGUUUGAGCCUGAGAAGAUUUUUGUGCUGCGAGUUGAAGGCUUGGAAUCUAUCCUGUAAUGAGUAUACCCAAAGCAAGUAGAAACACUGCAAAUACAACUGGAACUUAGUGAACCUAUAUGGUUACAUGGAACGAGUUGAGACUAAAAGAAAUUAUCAUGAUCAACGACCCUUGGGUACCUCAAGGCGAAUUUCACUGUGCCAUGCUAGCCAAAGUAUAAAGCUACAUGAGCCUUUCAAAAAGGAAAGACAUAGCUUUACAUAUGGCGAAGUCAAUGAUAGCCCUUGUAAGGCUUCUAGAAAUCAUCAGAAGGAUGUAAUUUCAGGAAAGAUGACCAAGAAGGAGGAAAUUAUAAGAUACAUGUCAAAUUUACCUUGCUAUCUAGAACGUGGUGAACACGUUCGGGAGAAAGUUCUUAGUGUAGGGGUUCUUGAAUGGGGGCGUCUAGAAAAAUGGCAGCAUGGCCGAAAACAUUUAUCAAGUAGAAGUAAUGGAUCUCCAUCCUCUUCAUCUGAUUGCCCAUCUCCCCAUUUUGGUUAUGAUCACAUCUCUUAUCCUCGUCAAAGAAUACAUCGUCCUUCACUCUAUUCUCAUCUGCUAGCUUCUCCUCAUUCCCAAUUUGUUAAAUCCUUUGGAGAAACAAAUGAAAAAGGCCAAGAUCUUAAAUUUGUCCAUAUUAACACCUUAAGUUGCCUAGGAAAGUCUAUAAAGAGUAGCCAGCAUUCCUUUAAAGCUGAUAGGGAAGUAAAGUUAAAAAAAUCUGAGAAGACAGGUUCAGAGACAAAAGUUCUCCAAGAAUGUAAACCUCUGCCAGGUGCGGUAUGCUAUGAGGUUGCAUCUUCUCAAUGUGGGGAUUUUAUUCGAGUAGAGACGUCUCGUUCACAAGAAGAUUCUGUAGAUAAGCAUGAUGUCUUGGAAAAACCUGAAGCAAGUGUCGCUUCACCCAGCAGCUUACCGAAAAACAAUGAUUCAGAAGUCCAUGAGUUUUCUGAUUCAACAUUCUUAUUAAGUCAUAGGUCCAAAGAAAGAAGUCAGAAGAGAUUACUGAAGAGGUCUACGGUGAGUUUGCCUGCAAAGCUCAAACAUGAUCUCCCAAACGCAAGCAAUACACACUGUAUAAUUAACGGGAACCAGUUUCUGCAAAAGCACAAUUGCUCCAUAAAUGCAUGCAAUAAUUCUCGCUCUGUAUCCAGGUCAGUUAGAGCAGGGUGUAGUACGUCCAAAGGUAGAAUAUCUGAAGAAAAAACAUCUGUUGUUGCACCUUUAAAUUCAAUGGUCAAGGAGGCAUCUAUUGGGUUGGAUGUGAAAGUAAGCACAGUUGCUAUUGUUAAAGGAAGAAGCUCUUCACCCUUUAGUCGAUUAAGCAUUGGCAUGGGUAGGAGAUGUAAAAAUUACAGUUCUGCAGGGAACUCAUGCGCCAGCGAUCAAAGUUCAGCACAUAUAGCAGUCCAAUCUGGAUCAGAGAAUGCUAUGCCUUCAGCUUGCUUGAAUGAUUUGAGGACUGAGAAACCCAGCAAUACAGGCAGAGCCAGUUCCAGUCCUCUUAGAAGGUUUCUGGAUCCUUUACUAAAGCCAAAGGCUGCAGUAUACCAUCAGGCUGUGGAACCUAUAGAGAAAGACUUAAAUAGCAUGGCUGAUAAAAAAUAUAAUCGACCGUCGGAUACAUCAGCAGUACAAUUAAGGAAACUUAAGCUAGACAUGAGCAGAUGCAGGAAAAUCAGUGUCAAUGAUUCAGCAGUGGACAAGAAGCAUGAACCUUCUGACGUUCGUGCUCUUCUACAAGUAACAUUUAAGAAUGGCUUGCCUCUGUUCACCUUGGCAGUCGAUAAUGUCUCCAACAUUCUUGCAGCUACGGUGAAGUUAACCAGCUCCAGAAAAGGGGCAGUUAGCCAUACUUAUACUUUUUUUACUGUUCAGGAAGUUAAAAGAAAGACUGGAAGUUGGAUAAAUCAAGGUAGUAAGGGGAAAGGUCGUGAUUACAUCUCCAAUGUCAUUGCACAAAUGAAGGUUUCUGAUUCAGAGCUUUCCCUCUUGACCCGACCAGAUGAGCCCUCUACCAGAGAGUUUGUCUUAUUUUCUGUGGACUUGAGACAGGCAGAUCACCAGACCUCAGAUUUUCUACCAAAUGAAGAGCUAGCUGCUAUAAUUGUCAAAAUUCCCCCCAAAAUCAAGCAAGGCACCAUUACCGAUGAGGUUAAACUGAGUUCUUACAACAACUUGUCUGAGGGUAGCGUGCGGCUUCAGCUUCCUGCUGGCAGUGAGUCCUUUAUCAGUGCAACAGUGUUACUUCCAAAUGGUAUGCAUAGCCUCCCGAGUAAAGGUGGACCUUCAUCCCUAAUAGAACGUUGGAAUUCUGGUGGAUCGUGCGACUGUGGGGGUUGGGAUUUAGGUUGUAAACUCAGAGUUUUUGCCAAUCAGAAUCAAAUAAUCGGGAAAUCAAGUUCAUCUCAACCUUCUCCAAUAACAGACCAGUUUAAGCUUUUACCUCAGGAAGGAGUACCAGAAAACCAUUGCGUCCUGAGCCUGGCUACUUUCAAAGAUAUGAUAUACUCAGUUGAGUUUGAUUCUUCUUUAUCGCUUCUGCAAGCAUUCUCCAUUUGUCUGGCAAUGAUAGAUUGUAGGAACUCACGCCAACUUCCAGAAGCAAGUAUCUUAUUUGAAUCUAAGACUUCAGGAAAAUCAAAGUUAAUGGAUAAUGAUAGAUUGUUGACUCCUAAUCCUCCUGAAAGAGAGGCUCCUGCGGAACAUAUAACUUGUCCGCCACUUUCUCCUUUUGGAAGGAUCUAGCUGGAAGUUUGGACUUCGUUCGAUGUGUAAAUAUCAGGUAUACAUUUCCAGGCCCAGCAAUCAAUUUUUACUCUUGUUGAUAGGGGCCUGUCAUAGAUAGAUCUGGAACCUGAACAACCUUUUGUCUUUAAAAUGCUCUGUUCUUCUUUGGCAGUCAUUCUAUACAAGAGCCGAAGGUCUUUGUAGCUUCUAAUAUUUUUUGUUAACCAUAGAGAAAAAAAUAGUGCAUGUACUUUCAAGGGACUCAAUCAACAUCCAUCUGUGUAUAUACCUAAUUAGACUGUAAAUUUUGUUUUGGUUAGUAUGAGAACAUCAAAAUUAUUGUUCCGUCAAGCUCGACUAGCCAAAUAUAUAUUCUCAAUCAAACGAUAAACCUUUUGAAAACGUCCUUUAAGCCAUCGACUAUGAUGAUGACAAUGACUCGAGGGUUCAAUAACUCGCACUCAAGUUUCAUUAGACAAUAGAAGAUCUUUCCAUUUAGCUAUCCUUAUACAUCACGAGUUCUCAAAAUCUGUUACUAUCACACAAUGUUCUCAUCAUCAUGUUCAUUGCCACACACCACAUUCCGUCCUUAUCUCAAACAAAAUUCAAUAGAAAUAAGUGGAUGAGAGAGUGAUACAUUACAUUGUCAAAUAGAGAAUAACAGAACUUGAUAUUAAUCUUUUUCGUCCCUAAUCUUUGAAUGGAGUCGUCAAUUUUCCCCUCUAUUUUAAAUAGCGAAUGAAGGAGGCUGCAUGUGUCAUGUUGCCUCCUUUAGGCAGCCAGGUCUGGCAUAGGCCCACGAUGCUCUGUUUAGUGGUCUUUCUUGUCUGAGAUGCCCCACUUGAGUUCUACCCCCGAUCAUCCUGCCUUUUAGCUUCUUUUUUUGGGCAUAUUCCCUUUCCAUUGAACUUUGAAGCAUGAAAUUGGUAUAACCCACCUGUUACAUCGCGCUACUAUUCUUAGGCUUUCUUCCAGUAAUAGCUCCAUGUUUUUCUUCUGACAUGCCCCCUUAGGGAUAGGAUGUUGUUUGACUUGCAAUUUUAACAUAUCUGUAUUUGUAUAAUGUGCAAUUGAAAGUUUGCAUUUAUGUAGCUCAUAUUUGAACUGUGGGGGAGAUAUGAGUUGAAU